CGGAGCGGGCGCAGCGAGGGCUGGUCUGGAGCAUCGCUCUUCCCGGGCGCGGUACCCUGCGGAGCCUCGCAGUAUUACUCCGGGAGCCGCCGUAUCAUCGGGCAGGACCAGCAGCUCCAGUCCAGCCUGUCUGCACAAAACCGCCACGCCAGCUCUGGUCUCCCUCCAGGCUGUGAAGGUGAAGACUGCCAUGGUCAGUUUCAAUCAAGAUCAUCUCUCUCCCUUGGAACAGGGACGGGUUGGUAAUCUUCUUGAGUAUGUGUUUUUUCUCAAUGCUAGUGCUCCUAUAGAAACUAAGAAUAGGAUAAAAUAAUAGUGCCAACAGCCUAAAGAAAGGAUUCCAAUGUCUAUCAGCUAAAGUAUCACAAAUAUUUGAAGUACACUUUAAGUUGUAGAAAAGUCUUAAUUUUUAAGUUUGUAGGCAGAAUACAGUAAUUGAAGGUUAAGCAGUAUGACAUGCUUCAUCCUAUGAAACUAUAUACCCAAUGGACACUAUCACAUAUUUAGUCUCCUUCCUCUGUUAAUUUAAUAUGCAAUGAAUAUUAUUUUUGGAGGAUUAGAUUUACUAGUGAAAACAAGCAGAACAUCAAGUACAAAAGUGUGUGAUAAGUUACAAAGCAUGUUAAAACAUGUUCUAAAUUAUGUUGUUGGGUUCAGUGUCACAUUGCAAAUUAAAAGAGAAUUCUGGAAUUUUCCUUUAAAAUUUUUUUAAUUCAAAGUGCAAGACCUCAUUGUUAAAAUUUCCCUCUCUGUGCUUUCUGCUGUAAUUGCAUGCUAGCUCACUGGGCUACUUUCCUUAAGUUUUAAAUUUUCUUCCAAUUUGACUUCACUGUACAUGAAAAAUACUCUUUGAACAAAUGUCCGCCUUCCUCAAAAUAAAUUAGAAAUGCAGGAUAAAAUACUUACAGUUGUAAUUCUGAAAACUAAGUACACUUCAGAGUAGAUAAAACUAUGUGAUAUGAUGUUGUUAGCGACAAAUUUGUGUCUAGUUUGUGGUCUCUGUUGGCUUGCAAUACAAAAUAUUUGACUCGUGAUUCUCAUAGCUGUGCUGGACACUUGUGCAGUGUUCCACACCUUCCUCCCACCUGCCGCUUUGCCCAGUCAGUUUGCAGUGUCAUGGGCAAAGAGGUGGACCAAUGUGUAGUGUAUUACUCUACAGCAUUACUGAUUAAAAACUCUGUUAUGCCAUGCCUCAGUUUCUUAAAUGCACCUGAGAUCUGCAAGUAGCAGCUUACGAGCCACAGUUUAGCAAUUGAAACUUAAAGAUGAUACUGGGAUAGCUUAAAGAAAAUAGGGGGGAAAAGGAAAUUUUUAACACUGAACAACCUAUGGCAAAGCAGUGGAGCAGUGGACACAAUACACACUUAUUUUUCUUAAACAGAGUUUCUUCCCAGUUUUUAUGAGUAGCUGUUAUUCUUAGGGCUAUUAAAAAAGUUAUUCUGAGGCACUAUCUUUUUUUCUUGAAAGUAGUAAAAGUGUAAGAAACCUUGUAUCUCUCAAGUACUUUAUAUUUUAUAAACUUACAGAUUUACGUUUUGGAAGACAUUCUCUGUAAACUGUGUGGGCUUUUGCAGUUAGGAGCUGGUUUGAAAUUUAAACCUGCACUAAAUUAUUAGGCAGUGAAUUUGUGAUAAGAAGUGGCAUCUGAGUAGCAGUGUAAGUUAUUUAAGGAUAUCCUGUUCUUGAUCAUUUUACCUGUAUGAGAUAGUACUUUCAAAAAAAGAAAAAAAAAAGACUGAGUUCUGUGAUACAGUUCUAGAGUGCAGCUUUCUCAACAGCUACAGCUGUAGCUGCUGCACAACUGCAAUGAUUAUAUUCACAGAGUACUGAAACAGAAAAAAAGGUACUUCAAGAGUAACAGAACUAACAAACAAAAAUUAUCUAGUGCUUGUGCAGUAAAGUAGAAAAUAAAGUUGGCUAGAAAUCUUGUUGCAAUCCAGCAUUGUAGCAUGCCUCCACAUAAAAGUAAUUACUGAAUAUUAAAAACAAUUGUGUUUAAAUAAUGGUAAUGCAAUACUGCUGUGCACUUAGAUUAGUGCACUUGCAGUGACUUGAUAAAAAUCAUCUUGAGAUCCAGGUGGUAAGUAUUGCCUUUUACCUUAUAAACCUAUUUCAGCAAUUCAGUAACAGUUUUUCUCACAACUCUGAAAACUCAGGUGCCCUGCUGUAGUAACUUUUUUCCCUCGCCCUUCUCAUCAGCUCUUCCCUGGUGGUGUUUCUAAGCUCGUAUGAAGGAUGCUGAAGAGACUGUCUCACAUUAAGAUCUUGAACCAGGAAGUGAGUGGAUUUUUCCUUCCAUUUCCCUGAAAAACUUGCCAAAUUCCUGAGAAACAGAAUUUUUUUCUGAAGCUGUUGAAGCUCCUAUGAAGAGAAAAGAAGACAUUUUCUUUAGCCCUGCAAAGCUACCUGGUAUUUGAAAUGCUGAAGAGGAAAUUACGGUUUUGCUACAACUCACGCUUCAGGCUUUUCUUGGGUCUAACUCUCAUUUUAGUAAUAAUUUCAGUUUUGAAAGUUAACCAGAAGGAAGACUUCCUAAACCGGAGACAUCUGGAGCUAACAAAAGAAGAUCCUAUUAGCGAUGUUAACUGCACCAAGAUUAUUGAGGGGGAUAUAGAAGAAAUACAAAAGGUACAGCUUGAGGCAUUAUCAGUGUCAUUUAAGAAGCGCCCUAGACUAACAACAGAUGAUUAUAUUAACAUGACUGCAGACUGUGCCUCCUUCACCAAAACUAGGAAAUACAUUAUGGAACCUCUCAGUAAUGAAGAAGCAGAAUUUCCAAUUGCUUACUCAAUAGUGGUUUAUCACAAAAUUGAGAUGCUUGAUAGACUUCUAAGAUCAAUCUAUGCUCCACAGAAUUUUUACUGCAUUCAUGUAGACAAAAAGUCUCCAGAAUCAUUUUUUGCUGCUGUGAAGGGAAUAGUGUCAUGUUUUGAUAAUGUCUUUAUUUCCAGCCAGUUAGAGAGUGUGGUAUAUGCUUCGUGGAGCAGAGUGCAGGCAGACAUUAACUGCAUGAGAGAUCUCCAUAGAAGAAGUUCAAACUGGAAAUACCUAAUAAACCUAUGUGGCAUGGACUUUCCUAUAAAGACCAACAAGGAAAUAGUAGAGAAAUUAAAAGCCCUUAAGGGUGAAAACAGCUUGGAAACAGAAAAAAUGCCUGUUUACAAAGAAGUAAGGUGGAAGAAACACCAUGAGAUUAUUGAUGGUAAAAUAAAGAACACAGGCAUAGACAAACAACUACCACCUCUCAGUACUCCAGUUUUUUCUGGCAGUGCCUAUUUUGUAGUUAGCAGGAGCUUUGUAGAAUAUGUACUAGAAAACAGCAAAAUACUGAAGUUCAUUGAGUGGGCGAAAGAUACUUACAGCCCAGAUGAGUACCUGUGGGCAACAAUUCAGAGAAUCCCUGAAGUCCCAGGCGCGUUUUCUUCCAGUGACAAGUACGACGUUUCCGACAUGAAUGCCCUGGCCAGGUUUGUCAAGUGGCAGUACUUUGAAGGUGAUGUGUCCAAAGGUGCGCCCUACCCACCGUGCAGUGGAGUUCACAUUCGCUCCGUGUGUGUUUUUGGAGCAGGGGACUUGAACUGGAUGCUACGGAACCACCACUUGUUUGCUAAUAAGUUUGACACUGAUGUCGACCCUUUUGCAGUGAAAUGCUUGGAAGAGUAUUUGCGACACAAAGCUCUGUAUCUGCAGAAGAACUGAGAUGUGUGCUCCAGUUGGGAAACAUAAGUACAGAUACUCUACUGCUACGUACUUUAACGUGUUACAGCAGUCGUGGUGAUGCUGAUAAAUGGGUAUAAUGACUCUCACCAUGUUGGUCUGGUGCUGCUCAUGCCCUGCCUCGUCCAUGGACGAGAGGGAGAAAACCUGUCUUGAGUAUGCCUUGUGGCACACUGAAGUUUGGAGCUUUAGGUAUAAAGUCAGCACGAAAGCCAGCUAUUGGGAAUAUUUAUUAUCUAGAAGGUAUAAUUAAUGGACUUCCUUUGGUUAAACUGUUUCAAGGCAUAGAAAAUGCAUGUUGUUCAUGGUUAUUCUCAAUUAUUUUUUUCCAUGAAUUUAAUGAAUGCUAACUGGAAGAGAAAGAUGAAGGGAUGGGGUACAAAGCAGCUGGACUGCACUUCAUACUGAAUACUAAAAGAUCUCAGGAAUAUAAUGUUAGAAGUUAUCUAAAAGCUAUGCAAAAGGGGAUAUGCAAAGCCAGCUGUUAUCAUUUUACUUAGAUCUGUUUGCUGCAGUUCUGUUACAUGUAAUUCUUAAUCCUCCUUAAAAUUUUGUCUUCGGCAUGGAGUAUUGAAGAAUUCAAAUCUUUUGUAUUCUUAAAGCACCCUAAUAUUGUGAUAUGAAGUUUAUACACUAGUUUGUAAUUACAUCUUCUCAGGGAAACUUCAGUUUUGUGCCUGAUGAGAUUUAGACUUGUAAUUUUACAUUUCUUACUGUAUGGGGAGUUUUGCUUUUGUAUCCAAAAUGGAUGAAAUUUCUCAAAACUUAAAGAACUGCAGUAGUGUCUAAAUAUUACUGGUGGAACUGCUGGUUUCUGCUUUCUGUCAAGCUCAAUUGCUCAUUCCAGAUUAUUUUAACACUAAGUACGGAAAAAAUAAAAUUAUUUUUUUAAAUGA
Molecule: messenger RNA, 4613 nt
Organism: Melospiza melodia melodia
Lineage: Eukaryota; Metazoa; Chordata; Aves; Passeriformes; Passerellidae
Gene: GCNT1
Product: glucosaminyl (N-acetyl) transferase 1
Exons: 4
Coding region: 2419-3699 (426 amino acids)
Cellular component (GO): membrane
Molecular function (GO): beta-1,3-galactosyl-O-glycosyl-glycoprotein beta-1,6-N-acetylglucosaminyltransferase activity
Source: RefSeq, a predicted model, not a curated record